AUGGCCGCAGAUGCAGACGAACGGACGCCCCUUCUCAAGGGCGGCGCCGGCGCCGUGAAGCGGGUCGGUCGCGGCCUGUGGUCUCCCGCGAAUCGCAUCCUCUUCGCCGGCUUCCUUGUGUCCCUGACUCUAGGACUGACUCAAGUUCCUAUCAUUUACGUCUUCCGCGUCAUGGCGUGCGAGACCUUCUACGACGGCCACGCACCCUUCGACGGCCCCGCCGCCGAUAUGUGCCACCGCCGCGAGAUCGACGCCAACACAGCCCGCCAGGUGUCGAUCCUCGGCAUGACCACCUCUGUCUGCGGUAUCCUCAACCUCUUCAUAUGCGGCGACCUCAUCAAGCGCUGGGGUACCCGUUGGGCGCUCAUUAGCCAGACGGGUCUGCUCGGCAUCCGCGUCUCGUGCCAGAUUAUCGCCGUCUCGACCGGUGGUCAGAGGGGUAUUGACUUGAUGCAGUACACUCAGCUGAUUGGUAUCAUCGGCGGCCCGCGGGGAUACAUGCUUGUGCUCAAUACCGCCGUUGCGGAGGUGGUUGAAAGAAGAAAACAUACUGGCGUAUUCGGCCGGCUGCAGGGCGCAGUAAUGAUUGGCACCGCCAUUGGCUACCUUUUGGGUGGUGUUCUGGGCGAUGUCUUCGGCAUCGUCAGCCCCUUUGUCACUGCCGUCGGCUGCUUCGCGAUUGCUACGACUUACGGCGCCAUCUUCUGGCCAGCGCCGCCUGAGCAGAGCGACGAGGCAGCGGCCAAGACCACACCCGGAGCCUCCGGCUUCCUGGCCCCGAUUAAGGUCCUCAUGCCUCAGAAGUACCGUCUCGAAUCCGGAAAGGUGGUGAGGAACUACGGCCUUGUCUUCCUGGCUCUUGGCAUCUUUUUCGGCGUGAUGUACGCAACCUCCCGUUUCAACUUUGGUACCACAGAGAACGGCAUCCUCAUGUCCGGCAACUCGUGGAUACGUGGCAUCUUCCUCAUGUUCAUCUUUCCGGAAAUCAUCGACAGCGGAAGAAGGUGGUUCGCUUCCUCAUCUCACUCCGGAGCUCUUCAGAAGACACUCACUCAGGACGAGCGUAAUCUCAUCCCAACGCACCCGGAGGACAUGGACCCGGCGCCUGGCUUGAUGAAUGCCUCGGAGCCGACAAAGGCGCCACCCGAAGAGGAAGACGAGGACAGUACCUUUGACUUGUUCUUCUUGCGGUGGAGUCUGGUAGUUGAUGGAAUCGUCACUUCCCUCGCUGCUUGGGCAACCAAGGGAUGGCAUGUUUAUGCUGCUGCCUUUCUGCUUCCGUUUGCUUCCGGAUCAGCCCCAGCCGCCAAGGGUGUCAUUACAGAAAUGUGCCCACCUCACAUGCGUCAAGAUGCCUUGAGUGCCAUCACCCUUGUCGAGAGUGCAGCUACCCUAACGACGCAGGGUAUUUUUGGCUUAGUGUUUGCCACGCUAUCAGAAAUUGGCAAGCCCAAUUUGACGUUCUUCGUCAAUGCGGCCCUCGCCGUCAUCGCCGUCGGCAUUUUGCUCAUGGCCCAUUACCCCCCUCCCAAUGCCACGAGACUUGAGGACGAAGAGACUGAAGAGAACCGUGUCCAGGGCUAG
Colletotrichum spaethianum is the source of this 1584-nucleotide messenger RNA. RefSeq lists its product as uncharacterized. Gene Ontology annotation, cellular component: membrane. The record is from RefSeq and is a predicted model, not a curated record. The transcript is spliced from 7 exons. Gene Ontology annotation, biological process: transmembrane transport. Lineage: Eukaryota; Fungi; Ascomycota; Sordariomycetes; Glomerellales; Glomerellaceae. Bases 1 to 1584 code for a protein of 527 amino acids. Gene Ontology annotation, molecular function: transmembrane transporter activity.